AUGCUCUCGCUCACUGUCUCGUCAAACCCAAGUGAGGUGAAACUUCAACUUGGUCAACCUCUCGGACAUGGCUCUUAUUCCUCCGUGUUCAAAGGUUAUCGGCUUUCUGCUCGUGGAGUCGUAGCUGUAAAAAAAUCCCGAGUCUCGCUCAGAGUCAAGCGCCCAUUUCUCCUGCAUGAAGCUCGAAUUCUUCAAAUGCUUCAAGGUCAUCGAGGCAUUGCGCAUAUGAUGGGCUACUACCGUGGACCGCACUUCGAGUACAUCGCCAUGGAGCUACUGGGAUGCACAAUCAAGGCCAAGCCAGGAUCGCUAUCCAACUUGUGUGUCCUCUUCAUCCUCGUUGCCGACUUCUCUGGACCGAUAGCCCAACAGUUUUCUGCUCUCGAAUACAUUCACUCCAAAGGCUUUGUGCAUCGCGAUAUCAAGCCAGCAAACAUCUUACUCUCCCUCACGGACCCCGCCACCAUCUGUCUCGUCGACUUUGGCAUCUCCCUCCCCACAGACGCCCCUAUCUUGCCGAAGAGGAGUUCACCUAGCGCGUCCACGCCCGAAUAUCCCAUUGGUACACUAGACUGGUGCAGCUUGAAUGCUCAUGACGGCCAUGUGCUUGGUCCGUCCGACGACCUCGAGUCGACGAUUUAUGCGCUCCUUUUCCUUCUCGGUGGCUCGGUUCCCUGGCGCAUACCAGAGUAUUACCAGCCGCCAUCUGUUUCAAUCGUCAGGGUGCAUGACUCCAAGCGCCAAUUCGUUGGCAGUAGCCUGGAAGCGGCAGACUCCGUCCUCGCUCGUCAGUUGGGAAAGAUACUCGACGAUGUCCGCAGACUCGAAGUGCCUUCCCAUGCCCAACUGGUCAACCUACUCAUCGCUGCCUCUGAAUGCACCCUCGAGCUCGAUAAGCAGCUCCCCUUAGACUGGACGCCAUGCUCUCCGCCGCCUAUCUUGAAACAGCUUUUAGAGCACCCACCGAAACCGAAAAUGGUUGUUGAAGAUGAGGAGGACUCCGAGGAAAUACCGGAGUCUCCCCAGGAAAACACUGGAUUGAGCGACUCUAGUUGUCGCUCAAGUUCGGACAGCGACCAUACAGGCAGCGCCAUCGUCUAUUCAUCUCUUUUUACUCGCCGGUCGACAGCAAGUUUGGAUGUGGACUCUGAAGGCGGUCCUCGAUAUCCAGACAGCAACCACUCCGACUUGGAGUACACUUGGUUCCCCCUCUACAACCGCGACCUGAGCCUCACCUUGCCGGAGAUCCAGGCAAAGAUAUGUGAUGCCGCUCUCCCGACAUGUUAUGUGGCGCCCGGCCAUCUCAAGUUUGGAUAUGAGCCAGUUUAUUCAGAAACUGACCAGAUGUGGCCCUUUGAACGCAUAGAAAAUCGUUGA
This is a messenger RNA of Mycena indigotica, 1377 nucleotides long. RefSeq names its product Casein kinase I isoform alpha. Gene Ontology annotation, biological process: protein phosphorylation. Gene Ontology annotation, molecular function: ATP binding; protein kinase activity. Bases 1 to 1377 code for a protein of 458 amino acids. The transcript has 4 exons. NCBI's taxonomy places the organism in Eukaryota, Fungi, Basidiomycota, Agaricomycetes, Agaricales, Mycenaceae. The record is from RefSeq and is a predicted model, not a curated record.